AUGCUCGCCGGGCGGGAGCGGCUCUCCCCCGCCUCCUGCGUCCCCGCCGCCUCUCCUCCUCCUCCUCCUCCAGCUCCGGCUGCUCCAGAGUCCGCGCUCCCCCGCCCGGGCCGCGCGCCUGCUCCGCUCUCCUCGCGAGCCGAGAAAUCCCAGCGCUGGGCCGUACGUGAGCCCCUCGCUCCGCGCCGCCCGCCCGCCUGCCCCCGCCCGCCUCCCGCCUCGCGCCUCCCGCCGGCCGGGCACAGGGAGCCGGGCGCCGGAGCCGCCCCGCCGAGCCGAGCGCGCAGCCCCGAUCGCUUCCCGAAAGCAAAAGGGAAGAGCCGCAGCGCCCGCCCGCCCGCCCGCGCCUCCCAUCCGGCGCUCUGCCAGCAACAAACACAAACUUUCCCAAGCCCCUCCCCGCUCCAGUUGGCCUUGGAAGGACUCCGCUGGAAGCCCCAUCGCUGCAGCUCUCUUCCCCGACAGCCGGCGUCCCGCCACUCUGGACGCACCCACGCGUGUCUGCUGUUCCUCAGCUGCCUCCCACCCACCCCCACCCCCACCACCGCUCGUCUCCAGCCCAGCACCCCACCGACAAGCCGCCGGGCUCUGGCCAAACAUUGUUCAGGUGUGUGGUUAGCCAGGUAUGGACCCUUCCGAAAGGGACUCUUAAAGGAGCACCUGGGUGGCUCAGUGGGUUAAGCGUCCCACUCUUGAUUUUGGAUCCAGCCUUUUGGGGCUGACAGGGCGGACAGAGCUUGCUUGGGAUUCUGUCUCCCUCCCUCUUUCUGCACGCCCCCCCCCCCACUCCUGCAUGCAUGUGCGUGCAUGCUCUCUCUCUCUCAAAAUACAUAAAUAAACAUUAAAAAAAAUUCAUCCCCGGUGGCACAACAAUAUGAAUGUCUUAAUGCCACCGAACUGUAUACUUAAACACGGUUAAAAUGGUAAAUCCUAGUUUAACACAAUAAAGAAAACAUUUUUAUUUCAUUUUUGCCACCGAGGUGCUCUUCGUUCUGUUCACCCACCCUGAAAUCCCUUUCCACUUCCCAUCCCAUGGAACCCUCUAGAAUUUCUCUGGGAAGUUUUUGAAUUUAAUUCAAUCCACCUUAAAUGCAAGCCUGAUGUUAGGCCUUGGGAGAUGCUGGAACCACAGAGAAGAGGAAGGCUGGGCCCCUCCAGAAGCUGGGAUCUUUUCCUUUCUUAACCCCACCACAGCGCUUAAUGUCUGGACCACACGUCUUGGCACUUGGUCACAUUCAAGUGAGCACGUGCUAUGGACUGAAUGGUUGUACCUACACCCCGCCCCCACCCACCGCAAAUUCAUGCUAAAGCCCUAAUCCCAAAUGGUAUUUGGAGGUGGGGCUUUUGGGGGGUAAUUAGGUCCUGAGGAUGGGAUGGGGCCCUCAUGAAUGGAAUCAGUGCCCUUAUAAGAAGAUCUCUGCACCAUGUAAAGAGACAGCAAGAUGAUAUCUGUCUGCAAACCAGGAAGAAGGCCCUCACCAGGAACUAAAUCAUUUAGCAGCUUGAUCUUGGACUUAAAGCCUCCAGAACUAUGAUAAAUAAAUGUUUUUUUGUUUAAGCUACCUAGUCUAUGGCAUUUGCCAUAGCAGCUUGAGCCGACUAAAACGGUACAACAUGCAUACUACUCGUAUUUUUGUCUAAUAAAGGAAAGAGUCGGUGCUAAAAACUCUUGUUCAACAAAUAAGUACAAGCCUGGACACAUGAUAGGUCUUCAGUAAAUAUUUAUACAGCGAAUUAAUGCCAGGCACAGGGCUAGACCCUGGGAAUACAGAGAUGGACAAGGCAUUUCCUGCCCUUGAGGUGCUUAGUGUCCACGCAUCAUGACUUGGAAGGUGUGACAGCGUAGGCGAGGUGCAGGUGUGACACAGGGAGUGGUCGGUCCCAGGAAAAGUUGUCAAAGAAAGCUGAUCAGAGAGUAUGUCUGUGAGAUGAGUUUCGAAUGAUUGGGAGGUCUUUAGCUGUGAGGUGUAGGGAUGUGCUUAUAAUAGAUGUUGUAUAUUUAACAUGAUAGGGAUUCUUCUCCCCUCCCCUCCCCUCUCCACCCCCAGGUGCUAUUAAAUUAAUGGUGCAUUUUCAAUCAUGGAAAUAGCAGUGGUUAGUAGUUGAAAUGGAAAUAAUAAAUAAGACUGCCCAGGCAGGGCAGGCAGAAUGAUGACGGAAGUGGAUAGCCUGUUGGUAGCGGGCAGUGAGCUGUGUCAUGAGAGUCAGCCCAAGUCAGCCGUUUUGUUGCAGAAAAUGGGUGUAAAUUAAUAACUCAACUCCAGACAGUUGCUCAUAACCACUGCUCUUUGCAUAGCCCUGACUACCAAAGGAUAAAAUCCUGAAGAAACAGAACACCUGCAGCAGACUAGCACAAUUUAUUAAUUCAUGACUCUGGAAUCCAAUGAUGCUUUGCUUAUGAAAGAUAUUUAUGCCAGAGUGAGUAACCUCCUAUACAGGUAAGGCUUUUGCCCCAACCAAUUGUUCUCAGUUUGGUUCAUCUGUGGGCUUGCCUAAGGCAAGACUCACUCUCCAGCAACUCUGACCCACACCCAAUCCCCAAGGAGGUGAGUCCUACCCUGGGUUUCCUUUGCCAGAUCACAAAGGACCCUUGGAGGCUUUGGUCAAGACAGCCAGGAUUUGUCUCUUGAUUAUGCUUCUCUGUCUUCGGGCAUGUCCCCCUGAAAACCCCAUGAAGGUCCUCACACUCACUCCUGACAGAUUUUCCUGCUGAGAUCAGGAAAGACGCCCUAUUAUUUAAAGUUAAGAAUGGAAUUAUUAAAAGGUCCCUGUGAA
Leopardus geoffroyi (Geoffroy's cat) is the source of this 2775-nucleotide messenger RNA. RefSeq names its product predicted GPI-anchored protein 58. NCBI's taxonomy places the organism in Eukaryota, Metazoa, Chordata, Mammalia, Carnivora, Felidae. The record is from RefSeq and is a predicted model, not a curated record. Bases 1 to 681 code for a protein of 226 amino acids. The transcript has 3 exons.